CAGCCAGGCUGUAGAGAGCUUUAGUUAAUCAGAUAUGUUCACACACAUGAAUCUGACAGCAGAAAGCCACAGAAUCCCUCUCAGCAAUGGGAACCAUAUUCCAUUGCUGGGAUUGGGCACCUAUGGGGAUCCUCGAACGACACCCAAAGGCACAGCAUAUGAGUGUGUCAAGCUGGCCAUAGAUGUGGGUUACAGGCACUUUGAUGGGGCAUUGGUGUAUUUCAAUGAGCAUGAAGUGGGUCGAGCCAUUCGAGAGAAGAUUGCUGAUGGAACCGUUCAAAGAAAGGACAUCUUUUACUGCGGAAAGCUCUGGAAUACCUUCCAUCCGCCAGAGCUGGUGCGACCGGCCUUGGAGAGGACACUGAAAGCCUUAAAACUAGACUAUGUGGAUCUCUACAUCGUUGAGCUUCCUAUGGCCUUCAAGCCCGGAAAUGAAUACUAUCCAAAAGACAAGAAUGGAAAAUACAUCUACCACCACACAGACCUCUGUGCAACAUGGGAGGCUUUAGAGGCUUGCAAAGACGCAGGGCUGGUUAAGUCUUUGGGAGUCUCUAACUUCAACCGCAGGCAGCUGGAACUACUUCUCAACAAACCUGGACUCAAGCACAGACCUGUAUCCAACCAGGUUGAAUGCCAUCCAUAUUUCACACAGCCCAAGCUUCUGGAGUACUGUCGUCAGAAUGACAUUGUGAUUGUUGGCUACUGCCCAAUUGGGUCCUCCAGAGAUGCGUCCUGGGUGAAUGUGAAAUGUCCUCCCCUGCUGGAAGACGAGCUGCUUGUAUCCAUCGGGAGAAAGUACAACAAGAGCUCCGCCCAGGUAGCUCUGCGCUUCAACGCUCAGAGAGGAGUCGUCGUGAUCCCCAAGAGCUUCAGCCCUGAGAGGAUCAAACACAACUUCCAGAUAUUUGAUUUUUCACUCACUGAGGAAGAAAUGAAAGCCAUUGAGGCGCUGAACAAAAAUAUUCGCUUUGUGGAGCUGCUUAUGUGGAGUGACCAUCCAGAGUACCCCUUUCAUGAUGAAUAUUAAUGUUUUGACUGAUUCUUUUCAGCUUCUUUAUUUUACCCAUGAAGUUUGCACUGGUAUGUUUUCAAACUAAACACUAGAGGGCUCCAGCUAACAGAAAAUGAAAAGCUCAAAUAAAUGAAUGGCAUUAAAAAGAACAACAUACAGCUCAGAUGGAUGAUGACAAAGUUUUUCAGUUAUUGCAUGUGAGUUUCACAAAAGACUCAUGUGCAGCUUGUGUGAUAUCUGAAGAGAGUUUAUUGUUACUUACACCUGAUUUGAAAUGAAUUGAUGCACCUACUGCUGAUAAAUAAAGUUUGCUUCUCAAGAUA
Molecule: messenger RNA, 1335 nt
Organism: Epinephelus fuscoguttatus (brown-marbled grouper)
Lineage: Eukaryota; Metazoa; Chordata; Actinopteri; Perciformes; Serranidae
Product: aldo-keto reductase family 1 member D1-like
Exons: 9
Coding region: 35-1027 (330 amino acids)
Biological process (GO): bile acid biosynthetic process
Cellular component (GO): cytosol
Molecular function (GO): Delta4-3-oxosteroid 5beta-reductase activity; aldose reductase (NADPH) activity
Source: RefSeq, a predicted model, not a curated record